ACUAAGCUAUGUUAUUGAAUGUACAAAGGUUAUUUUUACUAUUUAUUGUCGUAUUAUUCGAACAAAAUGUGUUUGGUGCAAAUAUCUUAGCCAUUAAUACGCUACUUUCCCCAAGCCAUCAUCUUUUCAAUGAUGUUUAUUUAUUCGAAUUGGCAAAAAAAGGACACAAUGUUACACUAUUGGGACACGAUAAGAACAAACACCAUUACGCCAACUAUACACAUAUCAUUAUGGAAGGAGCGUAUGAAAAAGUCAAAGAUCAGUUUGAUUUAAUGACAAUGAAAGAUAUGGAUGAUUGGGAAACAAUUAAAAGUAUGUGGACAUUUGCCGAGAUAACGUGUCUUUUAGAUCAAAAAACAGAAGGUUUGAAACAAAUAACAAAAUAUCCAAACGAUUUUAAAUUUGAUUUAAUUAUUGUGGAUGUAAGUUAUGGACAUUGCUUGUACCCUCUCAUAGAAAAAUUCGGAAACCCUCCUAUAAUAGGAGUGAAUCCAUUUAUAAAUCAGCCAAACCUGUUUAGAAAUAUUUGGCAAAGUUAUAUACCAUUUAUAACACACUCUUUUGGUGCGAAAAUAAGUUUUUGGCAAAAAUUAAAAAGCGUUGUCUUUAUGAUAUUGCUUGAAGUAACAAGGCUCACACAUUAUAUUCCCCGUCAGCAAGAACUAGCCGAAAACUAUUUCGGUCCAAUGAAAUCGAGUAUUUUAGAAAUUGAGAAAAAUAUGAGCUUAAUGUUGAUUAAUUACAACCCCAUUUUCAAUUAUGUCGAAGCUUUGCCUCCGAAUAUGAUCCCAAUUGGUGGUUUGCACAUUCAACCGAAGCGAUUACCUGAUGAUUUGAAAAAAAUUCUCGACAAUGAAAAAUCUGGUGCUAUUUUAUUUUCACUUGGCUCCAAUGUACGAUCGAAAGAAUUAGGGCAGGAACGAAUUCAAGCAAUUAUUAAAACUUUCUCAAAACUGAAACAAACUGUAAUAUGGAAAUUUGAAAAUGAUCAUUUGGAGGGACUUCCGAAAAAUGUGCAUGUACGAAAAUGGGUACCUCAAAAUGAUAUUCUCGGUCAUCCAAAUACAAUUCUUUUUAUAUCACAUGGAGGUUUGUUAAGUUCACACGAAAUCAUGUAUAAUGGAGUACCAGUAAUAGGAAUUCCUUUCUUCUUGGAUCAAUUACAAAAUGUUGAAACGUUUAUUGCAAAAGGUGUUGGGGAAAAAUUAAGUUUUUCUGAAAUCACAGAACACAAUUUGUUCAAUGUUAUACAAAAAGUAUUAAACAAUAGUUCCUACAUGGAAAACGCAAAAAAAUGGUCUUUGUUAUACAAAUAUCAAAUGAAUAAGCCUUUAGAUACUGCGAUAUUUUGGACUGAAUAUAUUUUAAAAUUUAAAACCGCAAAACAUUUAAAUUUAGCAACGAGAAACAUGAAUUUUAUAGAAUCAGUUAAUUUAGAUUUAGUGUUCAUAUUUCUACUUUUUCUUCUUUUAGUUGUAAUUAUUAUUUUCUGUACGAUAAAUUUGAUUUUCAAAUGCAUUAAAAGAAAAUAUGUAACAAAAAAACUGGAAAUCAAAAAACUCUUAUAAAAGUCGUUAUUUUUGCUAUCAUUAAAUAUAGCUACACUCGUAAAAUACAUAGUUAAUUUCAGCAUUAUUUUUUUGUUGUUUACAGGUUUACACGCAGUAAAAUAUUAUUGUGUUCCCAAAUUAUAUGUUUGGUGCGCGUGGUAACCUCGAAAAUAAUAAUUAACAAGUUUAAUUGUACAAAAAUAUGUGCAAAGUCAAACUAUCUCACACAAGUUAAAAAAAAUCUAUUUAUUUUUUAUUGAUAGUGUAAGUAGGUACAAUUGAUUUAUAUACCUAAAUAUUUAUGUACAUUAUGAUAUGAAUAUUAAGAUAAAUAAUUUAUUAGAUAUACAUAACAUAAUUGUAUUACAAAA
This is a messenger RNA of Tribolium madens (black flour beetle), 1921 nucleotides long. Its product is annotated as UDP-glycosyltransferase UGT5-like. The coding region runs from base 9 to 1568 and encodes 519 amino acids. Lineage: Eukaryota; Metazoa; Arthropoda; Insecta; Coleoptera; Tenebrionidae. The record is from RefSeq and is a predicted model, not a curated record. Gene Ontology annotation, molecular function: UDP-glycosyltransferase activity. The transcript has 5 exons.